CGGGGGAGAUGAACGAACUGUUGGCCCUCUCUCUCUAUCUCCCUUAUCCCUCUCCGCCACUCUCACCAAUGGCCGGUCUACUCAAAACGCCGUCGUUACACCUCACACCGUCUCUACUUCACGCACCCUCUGUGCCCUUCAAGCCCUUCUGCGUCUCCUUCGCCGGAGGAAGGAACACCAGCGUCUCACUCUCUCGCCGAGCUUCUCUCCGCUCCGUCUCCGGUGGCUAUCCCCUCCGGUUACUUAACUUCGUACCCUUUGCUUCGGGAGAAGCUGAAACUACUGAGACGGAGGUGGAAUCGAGCGAACCCGAAGUCCAGGAGACUGAUGGUGUGGAGGGUGAAAACGGUGGCGCUGAGGAAGAAGAAGAAGCGGUUGUGGCCAUAGCAUUGCUGAGUUCGUAUAAAGAAGCUCUAGCAGAAAACAACGAGGAGAAAAUUGCUGAGAUAGAAGCAUCGUUAAAGUCCAUUGAAGAUCAAAAAUUUCAGCUCGAGGAGAAAGUCGCCACUUUAUCUAACGAAUUAUCUGUGGAGAGGGAUCGGCUGAUAAGGAUCAGCGCAGAUUUCGACAACUUCAGGAAGAGGAACGAGAGGGAGAGGCUGAACCUUGUCUCAAAUGCUCAAGGAGAGGUUGUUGAGAAUCUUCUGGCGGUUUUGGAUAAUUUCGAGAGAGCUAAGUCCCAGAUUAAGGUGGAGACUGAGGGAGAAGAGAGAGUCACUAACAGCUACCAGAGCAUAUACAAACAGUUUGUUGAGAUUCUAGGUUCGCUUGGUGUUGUCACUGUGGAGACAGUCGGCAAGCAGUUUGAUCCAAUGCUUCAUGAGGCAAUAAUGAGGGAGGAUUCUGCGGAAUACGAAGAAGGUAUAGUACUUGAAGAAUACAGGAAAGGUUUCUUGCUAGGGGAAAGACUUUUACGUCCUUCAAUGGUGAAGGUAUCUGCUGGGCCUGGACCAGAAAAGGCAGGUGAAGCUGAAGGAUCAGAAGCCAUUGCACAAGGAAGCGCAGAAGGAUCUUCAUCUUGAAUGAAAGACAAACAAAGACUAAGCAGGUCUUUAUCUUGAAUUAAAGACGAUCGAGACUAAGCAGUUUUGUGGUGUGCGUAAGAGAGAGAGAGAAGGGUCUUGUUAAGAUUAAUUAUUGGCAUUGUUGUUGUUGUUACAUUAUAUCAUUUCUACAGAGUUUAGAAAAAUAGAACGAGAUUUUCUAUUGAAAUUGAUUUUUUUUUUAAUUUAAUACUGGAAGAUAAUGGAUUUUGUUUA
Molecule: messenger RNA, 1259 nt
Organism: Brassica oleracea var. oleracea
Lineage: Eukaryota; Viridiplantae; Streptophyta; Magnoliopsida; Brassicales; Brassicaceae
Product: protein GrpE-like
Exons: 3
Coding region: 9-1022 (337 amino acids)
Biological process (GO): protein folding
Cellular component (GO): chloroplast
Molecular function (GO): protein homodimerization activity; adenyl-nucleotide exchange factor activity; protein-folding chaperone binding
Source: RefSeq, a predicted model, not a curated record